AUGAUCGUAAUGAAAUUACUUACCUUAGGUUGCAACUCUCAGCCAGAGUUGCGUCAGUUAGCGUCCUUUCCAAUUGCAGUAUCUCGUAACUUUUGUCCAUCUUCGCUAAAAAAAUGGACCCUUUAUAAAUUUGAGCAUGUGAAUGUGAAUGUGCUUAGAGUCUAA
This is a messenger RNA of Ambispora leptoticha, 165 nucleotides long. The record is from the annotation of a GenBank genome assembly. NCBI's taxonomy places the organism in Eukaryota, Fungi, Glomeromycota, Glomeromycetes, Archaeosporales, Ambisporaceae.